GAAUUGUCCUCUCCACAUAUCUUUGCGGUUAUGUCUGUGAUAUUUUAGGACGCCGAACGGUCCUAAUGUGGGCCAUGUUCAUAACAAACGUACUCCAAUUAAUAUCGAUGUUUGUCUCCAACAUAUGGGUAUUUAAUUUUGUAAAUUUCCUUAUGGGCAUCAGUUUGGGUGGUGUGUCCUCUGGGCUGUAUCCCUACUUGGGUGAAUUUACCAGUAACAAAUAUCGAGCAGUGGCCAUAAAUUAUUCCACAAUGUUUGUAAGCGUAACGGCCAUUUAUGUGCCCGCAAUUUCAUGGUGGGUAUUGUCUGCCGACUGGUCAUGGGAAAUAUCCUCCAGUCUGACAUUUCGCCCAUGGCGUUUAAUUAUAUUGUUAAGUAUGUUGCCGGGAUUUAUUGCUGCUCUAAUGUUGGUGGUAUUUCCGGAAAGUCCUUUGUUUUUAAUGGCCCAGGGUAGGCAUGUUGAAGCGGUAAAGGCAUUGAAUUAUGUCUCGAAAUUAAAUACAGGUUUAGAUUUGGAAAUGGUAUUGAAGACUCCAAAUGUUGUACUGAAACCUGAGGAAAUCUCAGAUGCGGCUUUGGUCUCAGGCACAGGAGGUUGUAGUUUUAUAUCGAAUAUUUGGAAGGCCACUCUGCCGUUGUUCCAUAAACCCCAUGGUAUCAAUGUUAUCCUGGCGGUUUGUGCUAUGUUUGGUAUGUUAUUCUCAUCGAAUGGUAUGCAAAUUUGGUUUCCGGAAAUUGUAAAUAGGUCGGCGGGUGGGGCACAGAAUGUCAGCUCUACAAUAUGUGCGAAGUUGGAGGACUCAUAUGCCAGGGAUCAUAUGGCCGCCAUGGAUGCCACAAAUAUUGGGGAGACGGCCUGUGAUGACACCAUAGCCACGAAAACCUAUGUGGACAACAUUGUUGUGGGUUUGGCCUUCUUUGUGGGCUUUUCGAUACAGGGUGCCCUACUCAAUCCUCUGGGUAGAAAAAAUGUACUCCUCGCGGCAUUGGCUGUGGGUGCCGUCUGUGGUCUUCUUCUACAUGUGGUAACAAAUACCACCGGAUUGCUGGUGCUGUUUUGUUUAUAUAUUCUACUGCCGGGUCUUUCGAUGUCGAUCAUGUGUGGCGCCCUGGUGGAUUUGGUGCCAACGCAUUUGAAGGGCAAAACUGUAAGUCUUGGCCUAACAAUGGGUCGUGUGGGCAUUAUUGUGGCCUCGAAUUUAAUCGCAGCCAUGCUGGAGCCAUAUUGCAAUGGUAUAUUUGCCAUUAUAACGCUGGUGAUCAUAGCAUGUGGAGGUUUGGUCUUUACAUUGCCCAUUUAA
Molecule: messenger RNA, 1301 nt
Organism: Musca vetustissima
Lineage: Eukaryota; Metazoa; Arthropoda; Insecta; Diptera; Muscidae
Product: synaptic vesicle glycoprotein 2A-like
Exons: 6
Biological process (GO): transmembrane transport
Cellular component (GO): membrane
Molecular function (GO): transmembrane transporter activity
Source: RefSeq, a predicted model, not a curated record